Messenger RNA from Eutrema salsugineum, 995 nucleotides. Its product is annotated as 1,2-dihydroxy-3-keto-5-methylthiopentene dioxygenase 3. Lineage: Eukaryota; Viridiplantae; Streptophyta; Magnoliopsida; Brassicales; Brassicaceae. Gene Ontology annotation, molecular function: acireductone dioxygenase [iron(II)-requiring] activity. The record is from RefSeq and is a predicted model, not a curated record. The coding region runs from base 178 to 765 and encodes 195 amino acids. The transcript is spliced from 7 exons.
CGCCGCCGGAUCAUGGGGGUAGUUUCGUCUUUUAACUUUUUGUCCCGAAAGAAGAAAAUGAUAAAUAUUUGUGUUUUUGGCCUUCUUCUUUAAAACGGAGAAUCCCAUUAAUCGCGUGGUUUUGAAGACGAAGAGGAAUAAGGGCAUAACGAACAAAAGACGACACAGCGAACAAAAAUGGGUGAGGUGGUCAAGGAUGUAAGAGAAGAAGUAAUCCAGGCUUGGUACAUGGAUGAUAACGAAGAGGAUCAGAGGCUUCCUCACCACAAGAAUCCUAAGGAGUUUAUCUCUUUGGACAAACUUGCAGAGCUUGGAGUCCUGAGCUGGAGACUUGAUGCUGAUAACUAUGAAACCGAUGAGGAGUUGAAAAAGAUCCGCGAAUCUCGUGGUUAUUCCUACAUGGACUUUUGUGAGGUUUGCCCUGAGAAGCUCCAAAACUAUGAAGAGAAAGUAAAGAGCUUUUUCGAAGAACAUCUGCACACUGACGAAGAGAUCCGUUACUGUGUUGCAGGAAGUGGUUACUUUGAUGUGAGGGAUCGCAAUGAAGCUUGGAUUAGAGUAUGGGUAAAGAAAGGUGGUAUGAUAGUCUUGCCUGCUGGAAUUUAUCAUCGCUUCACCGUGGACUCAGACAACUAUAUCAAGGCAAUGCGGCUUUUCGUGGGUGAACCGGUGUGGACACCAUACAAUCGACCACACGACCAUCUUCCUGCAAGGAAAGAAUAUGUUGAUAACUUCGUGAAGAAAGCCAUCAACGCCUCUGCUUAGAGAGCUCUGUCUCACUACAAUAAAGAGAGUUUCCUCUCAAAUCUCAUAGAUAUGUAUGCAUUGCCUGUGGAGAAUGCUGGCUUUGGUGUGCUUGUGUUGUAAGCUUAAAUUACACUCUCUGUUAAGUCUGUGUUUACCAUUUCUAUGUAAUUAUCCGUUUUACGAAGAGACAAAAAUUACUUAAAUGGGAAUCAAUGGUCAACGCAAUCUGCUUGUGGUUCACAAUCACA